AUGGUUGCAGCCACCAACGCACAAUGCACCUUCACAGACAAUAACAACAACACAUACGACUUCUCUGGCAUGACCAAUAAUACUCAAUACUCAUACGGAACCAGCUUGGGUGGUCCCAAGUACUACUGGAACAUCUGCCAGAACGCCCAAGUUUGCUCUCAGUCAUCCACUGGUCUGCAGCCAACCACUGCUGCUUGUCAACUCUCCUCAUCCAUCUACAACAGUCUUGGUCUUCUUGCCUCUGGAGCAUUUGGUUUGUUGCCCUCUGGAAAGAAAGGAGCCACCCUAACCUACACCGACGCGGUCCUGGCCUGUGCCAGCAGAACCAAGGCCCGCAAGGCCCUCAUCGAUCUCCAGUGUGUCCCAGGUGCACCCACCCAAACCGUCAGCAUAGCAGAGACCGAGGCAGGAUCGUGCAUCUACCAAAUCAUCAUGACCAGUGGUCAGGCCUGUCCAAUCGUUGUGAAUACAUCCACCUCCUCAGCUACCACGUCGUCUCCAACAACAACAACAAUAACUACCAUCCUUGGCUCAUUACUUGUAGCCACCAUCAUACUGUUCCUCACUGUGUAA
Messenger RNA from Acytostelium subglobosum LB1, 573 nucleotides. RefSeq lists its product as hypothetical. Gene Ontology annotation, biological process: lysosomal transport. The transcript is spliced from 3 exons. The record is from RefSeq and is a predicted model, not a curated record. Bases 1 to 573 code for a protein of 190 amino acids. Lineage: Eukaryota; Evosea; Eumycetozoa; Acytosteliales; Acytosteliaceae. Gene Ontology annotation, molecular function: signaling receptor activity; D-mannose binding.